Messenger RNA from Saccharomyces paradoxus, 1014 nucleotides. RefSeq names its product Tvp38p (gene TVP38). The transcript has a single exon. Bases 1 to 1014 code for a protein of 337 amino acids. Lineage: Eukaryota; Fungi; Ascomycota; Saccharomycetes; Saccharomycetales; Saccharomycetaceae. Gene Ontology annotation, biological process: vesicle-mediated transport; mitotic spindle elongation. The record is from RefSeq and is a predicted model, not a curated record. Gene Ontology annotation, cellular component: Golgi membrane.
AUGAGUCAGUCUUACGAAGCAGGGAAUGCUAAUAUGGGCCAAGAGGACGAUGAUGAAUUUAAUGGCUUCUUCGAAGACUUUGACAACGACGUUAUGCCAAAUAGUAAUAAUGGGCAAAGGGUCGGUACUAAUGCUGCAUUGUCGUUCAAUGAUGAGGUAGAUGUUAAUGACGAUGAUUUUUUGGACAUUUAUAAUAUGUCCCCCAGAGAAAGAUUGAUGCAUAAUAUCAGGAAGAACGUUCAAAAAAUACAGUUUUAUUUUUACUCGUUACGCUUGUGGCAACAGAUUAUCAUUGUCCUUUUCGGUAUACUGGUAAUGAUAAUGGGUAUAUUGUUGCUCGUCUUCCAUGAUGCGAUUUUGCAUAAAGUAGUUGUUACUUCGAACGAUUUGAGAGAAAAGAUGUCAACACAUUUUAUCUUAAUGGUGUUAAUAUUCUUUGUCGCGUUUCCUCCUAUGAUCGGCUACUCCUUAUUAUCCACGACUACUGGGUUGAUUUAUGGUGUCAGUUUUGAGGGAUGGAUUACACUAGCUUUAGGAUCUGUAACAGGUUCCAUUGCCUCUUUCAUUGUAUUCAAAACGAUCCUACAUUCAAGGGCAGAGAAACUUGUGCAUUUGAAUAGAAGAUUUGAGGCAUUGGCUUCUAUCUUACAAGAAAAUAAUAGUUAUUGGAUUCUAGCUCUGCUGAGACUGUGUCCCUUCCCGUAUUCUUUAACUAACGGUGCCAUAGCCGGUGUUUACGGUAUCUCAGUACGCAACUUUUCGAUUGCUAACAUAUUAACCACACCAAAACUUUUCAUCUAUCUAUUUAUUGGUUCUCGUGUAAAGAGCCUUGCAGAAUCGGAAUCUACUGGAUCUAGGGUAUUUGAUUUGAUAAGCAUUCUGGUCACAUUAUUGAUCCUAAGUCUAACAGCAUGGCUCCUGUACUUCAAAACUAAGAAAAGAUAUUUGGAACUACAGAACCGCGAUCGUCAAGUAUCUCCUGAUCAACUACCAGAAUUAUCUUUUGAGGUAUGA